CACACAAAAUGACUCAAAAUUAGAAAAUCUCAUCAAAAUAACUUGAAAUUGAAAAUACAAUACCAGAAAUACGAAGUUCCAUAUUAAUAAUAAGAUUAGUUAAUACAUUUCAAUUUUCGAGUUCGACUUCGAUCCUAUCCAUUUUGAAAUCCGUUAAAUUUUAGAUUUCAAUAAUGAAACGAUCAAGAAUGUUGCUGAUAAAAAUGCUCAAAAACCAAAAUCUUUUUUUUUCAAACUGGAAAUUUCUUUUCCAAAAAAAAAAUCCAAAAUGGCUCAAAACGAAAUGAAAAGAAAAGGAAAAUAAAAUUCAUUUUGGAAAAAUCAAAAAAAAUUAAUUUUCGGUUUUCCGCGGUUUUCCGAUUUCUAGAAUUUCUGACAGAGUAGGGUACUACAAACCAGGUAUGUCAGACGGCCAUUUUGUUCCAGGUUUGACGAACUUAGCAUUGCAGUAUGUGGGAAUUCGGCAAACUUUAACCGCGUAUAUCUUCAAAACUCCUCACUUUUACAACUUUUUCAUAAUACCAUCUUUGAAAGAGAAUUGAACGAGCUUUCCAAUGGUAUGCUACAUGUAUCAAUUGAAGUACAUUUAAUUUUUUUGAAUUUCAGUCAUUUUUCAGCACUUCAUUUUCGGGUUAAAAAUAGUUUGAAAUUGUGUGAAAUUCACAGCAUGUGCUCUAAUUCAAUGAUUACUUUCAUUCUAUGCCAGAAAUUCCGUCAUAAAAACCUUGAAUUGAAAAACAACAAUUUUUGAAAGUGAGGAACAAAAUGGGAGUCUGGCAUACCCGGGUUAUAGUACCUCAGACAGAGUUGAUUCAGUUGAUAUUGAUAACUGGAAUCAUCUCUCCUUCCAGAGUUUUAAAUUUUGUUAUAACUAAUUAAUGACUAUGACAGUGUUACUACCUAAUGAUGCAGAUUUCGUACAACUACUUCUAGAAAAACUGAGUACAGAAGAACGUUGCAUCGCUAAAGUGCCCGAAAUAGCCAGACAGAUUAUAGACCAAUUAGUUUUGUUGAAUGAUGUGGUCGCGGUCGAGGGUGAGAAUGGGAACAGGAUCGAUCUACUCGCAUACAGUAAAAUGGCUACACACUUGUUGCUUCUUAAUCACGAUUUCAUCUUAUCCCACCCUACCGUUUUUGAUUCACUGGAUGCCGGAACUAUGGAGUACCAGUAUACUUUCCGUUACCAAACUGAGUUCGUUUUUUUAGUGGAUUAUAAAGUCGUCGAUUCCGAAAAUGUCCGCGUGAUAGUAUCGCGAAAGUUGAAUAACAUCUUUCAAGACGGCGUUCCUAUGUGGUUCCAUGAGUUACCUCAAUUUUCGGAGGAAUCUGCGCUCAACGACGGAUACAAAACCGAGAAAGUCCUGGUCGCAUUUUUAAAAAAGAUUUGCAAAUUAUGGACCAAACUUUGAGAAACACUAUAGUGAAGCGGAAACACCAACUGAAUGACGACAGUGGGCAAGCAGUGGGCAAGGUCCAGCGGUUUUGUAUAGCUCGUUUUCUUGCUGAUCACGCAAACCAGGUCAACACGAAUGCUCCAAUUCAAUGAAGAAUUGCCUUUAUAACGAUGAUGUUUAUUCAAUCAAUGUUAGAAAUAGAAACACUUUUCCUGUAUUUCCAGUAUCUUAUCAUCUAAUACAUGUUACAUUAUUGAGAUACAUUUGAUUUGAGUCAA
Molecule: messenger RNA, 1672 nt
Organism: Planococcus citri (citrus mealybug)
Lineage: Eukaryota; Metazoa; Arthropoda; Insecta; Hemiptera; Pseudococcidae
Exons: 4
Coding region: 879-1409 (176 amino acids)
Source: RefSeq, a predicted model, not a curated record